Messenger RNA from Aspergillus novofumigatus IBT 16806, 1014 nucleotides. Its product is annotated as Efg1 domain-containing protein. The transcript has a single exon. The coding region runs from base 1 to 1014 and encodes 337 amino acids. Gene Ontology annotation, biological process: maturation of SSU-rRNA from tricistronic rRNA transcript (SSU-rRNA, 5.8S rRNA, LSU-rRNA). Gene Ontology annotation, cellular component: nucleolus; preribosome, small subunit precursor. Lineage: Eukaryota; Fungi; Ascomycota; Eurotiomycetes; Eurotiales; Aspergillaceae. The record is from RefSeq and is a predicted model, not a curated record.
AUGCCCAGAGAAUACUCGAGGGAGAAGCGGUCUCCUUUUGAUUCCACGACGACCAGUAAACGAAAAUACCACGAAGGCUCGGAAGACUCUCAACCAGCAAAGAAGAAGAAGAUCCACCCUCCCAAACACGAACACAACCACCCCUCCGUGAAUGAGUUGAAGAAGCGCAUCCGAGAUGUCAAGCGUCUGCUCAACAGGGUCGACCUGCCAGCCGAUGCGCGCAUUGUCCAGGAGCGUGCGCUCGCGGGGUACGAGAAGGAUCUCGAGGACGAGUUGGCGAGACGCCAUCGGUCCCAGAUGAUCAAGAAGUAUCAUUUUGUUCGAUUCCUCGGUAUGAGAAUCCGACUACAAUUCGAUGAUGAUCUGGAGCUAAUAUGGACGAUCGCAGACCGAAAAGCGGCCUCAAAAGACCUCAAGCGUCUCCUCCGCCGCGAACAGGAAAUCUCCAAUUCCGAUCUCGACCCAGCAGCCAAGAAAGAGAAAAUAGCUGCUCUCGCAGGGAAGAUCCACGCCGCGCAGGUGAAUCACAACUACACAAUCUACUACCCGCUUACGCAGAAAUAUGUCGCGCUCUACGCAGAGCAGAAGAAGAAAAAGAAGGAGUCCACUACACAAUCGGAGAAGCCGAAUGAGCCUGAAGCAGAAGUUGUCAGCAAACUUAUAUAUGACACGACGGGUGAGAGACCGCCCAUGUGGCGUGUCGUUGAGAAGUGCAUGGAAGAUGGGACACUGGAUCUCCUCCGUGAAGGGAAAUUGGACGAUGGUGAAGGCGAGAAGAGUUCACAAGUGUCCGAGCAGAAGAAGUCGAAGAAAAGCGCGGAUGAGGAUCAACCUGCACGCAACAAGCCCAGUAAGGAAAAGGUCUCCGACAAGGCUAGUGGAAAGUCGAGAAAAGCAGAGGGCAAGCAAGACAGGAAACCCAACCGGUCCGCGGCAAUGGAGGGCGCAUACUGGAGUGCUAAUGAGCUCAAUGAUGAUGAUAAUGAGAGUGACGGUGGUUUCUUCGAGGAGUGA